Molecule: messenger RNA, 2108 nt
Organism: Oncorhynchus masou masou (cherry salmon)
Lineage: Eukaryota; Metazoa; Chordata; Actinopteri; Salmoniformes; Salmonidae
Product: OX-2 membrane glycoprotein-like
Exons: 11
Coding region: 156-1265 (369 amino acids)
Biological process (GO): heterotypic cell-cell adhesion; negative regulation of neuroinflammatory response
Cellular component (GO): neuronal cell body; axon; cell surface
Molecular function (GO): cell-cell adhesion mediator activity
Source: RefSeq, a predicted model, not a curated record
GCUUGUUAGUAUUUAAACUAUCCAACGGACUACGUUACCAUGCCUCCCACAAUGCCUCAUUUGAAAACGGUUUCUAGUAUGAAAUACUACUUUGCCACACAUUAUCCAGAGGUCCAUUUACAUCACCUUUCCUCAUCUGGCCACACAUUGCUGCCAUGGCUCGUGUUAAAAGUUACCUUACUCUUCUGCUGCUAUUCCUUCCUGAGGGGCUCUCUCAGCUGGUGAGAACACAGCAGGUUGUCAUAGCAACCCUGGGAGAGGAUGCUCACUUCAGCUGCAGGCUCAUGAAACCCAAAGAUGUGCUUCAAGUCACCUGGCAGAAAGUGACACCAGGGGCGACUGAAAAUGUGGCCAGCUACAACAAACGAUUUGGACCAGUAGUCAACCCACCUUUUCAGAGGAACGUGGAGUUUGAAGACGAGGGACUGCAGAACUGCUCUAUUGUCAUCAGAGGAGUGUCAAGAGGAGACGAGUCCUGCUACAAGUGUCUGUUUAACGCCUAUCCAGAGGGAGCUAUCAGUGGCAGGACCUGCCUCCAAAUUAAUGAGCUGUAUGGACCCUCACUCCUCAUCACACAAACCAACAACAGUCACACCACUCUGUCCUGUUCUGCUACUGGACGACCUGCUCCUACAGUAACCUGGGACCACGUAGAAAACAUCAGUCUAGACAAAUCCACCAUGGCUGAUGUCACCCAUCCCAAUCAAACAGUCACUGUCACCAUAACUGCCAUGGUGGCAGCGUCCAGUCUACCUGACAAAGACACCAGGGUCGGGUGUGUAGCAUCAUCCGUUGGGGUCGUCAAGGAUGUCUCCAUGGUGAUUCCAACUAGGGAUCAAGCUUCAUUUGCAGGUCAAUCUCAGGUCUCUGAUGACAGCAGGAUCAGUGGUACAGUGGUUGGUGCAGUGAUGGGUUCAAUGUGUCUCAUUGCUGGAAUCUGUGUAAUACUUUGGUUUCUUAAGAGGAGAAACAAUACCUCAUCCAGAAAAGCCCCAGUGUCUGGCCCAGAAUUCAGCAGGACUCCAACAAAGACAACAACUGAAUGGGAAACGCCAACCUCCAGUCCACCAACCAGGGACACACAAACCUUCACUCCAUCACGAAUGACCACACCAAUCUCCAGUCCAUUCAAAAUUUUAGACUCCCUCAGCUCCUCAGCCAAGCGUAUGAUGCAACAAGCACAAGGUGUUGUAAAGAAAAUAUCUCCUGAGAGACCAGAUGACCUGCAAUGUAGAAGGAAACUUUUAGAGGGUGACGAGAACUGAGGGACGACCAUACUGCCUCUGUAACGGUCUUCUUGAGUUGAAGGAGAGGCGGACCAAAACGCAGCGUGGUUAUUAUUCCUGGUUCUUUAAUCAAGAAACUAUACAUGACUAGACUAACAAAACAAGAAAUGUGGGGGUGGAACCCAAACCAGCCCUAUCUGGUGCAAACACCCACAAAACCCAACACCAAACAGGCUACCUAAAUAUGGUUCCCAAUCAGAGACAAUGACUAACACCUGCCUCUGAUUGAGAACCAUAUCAGGCCAAACAUAGAAAUAGACAAACUAGACAUGUAACAUAGAAUGCCCACUCAGAUCACACCCUGACCAAACAAAACAUAGAAACAUACAAAGCAAACUAUGGUCAGGGUGUGACAGCCUCACACACAUCUGUGUGGUUCGGAGAAUGUUUCUAUCCAUGGGCAUUGUGGGUACUGAAUAGUGGACUGAAUGGCUGACACACACAGGCCUGCUGGUUAUUGUAUAUGUAAAUACAGUCUGUAUGUAAAUAUAUUUUGUAGUUGGUUAAUGAUGAAACAUGAGAAAUCCACACUAGACUUGUGGUUUUAUACUUCACUUAUUUAUAAAUCACGUGUUGUGAUAUUAUAACCUACACAAUGUCAUAAUGUCGACUACUUUCAUGGUGUGUGGUUUUCUUUCUUCACUCUUUAUAAAUCAAAUGUUUUUUUAUGAUACACAAUGUUGUAAUGUCCUUUGUUGUGGGUGUGUGUUUGUUUUCUACUUUUAUCAAUACAAUUUUAAACAACGUUGUAGUGUAUGUUGUGACAUCAGCUUGUUAUACAGUGUGUCAUAAAUCUGCUGCUGGGAAUGCUUAAAAAAUGAA